AUGGCCCGAACAAAACAAACAGCUCGCAAAUCCACAGGCGGCGUUGCUCCCCGAAGGCAACUCGCUGGCCUUCACCGUUCAAACUACCACUCUCUCAAAUACCCAAACUUUCUAUCCCAGCCAUAUACCGGGGCUUCAGACCCCAUCAAUCCUAAUCCAGCAUCCGCUUCAGGCGCUCAGGAAAAAGUUCUCUCGACUCCAGAUCUUCUCAUCAUCAUUCUAUCUCAGCUUCCUCACUCAUCAUUGCUCAAAGCCAAAUUGGUCAAUAGAACAUGGGCUAGUCUUUUCGAGAAUGUGGAGAUCCAAGCUGCGAGGUUUAUGAGUCCGAGACCGAAAGGAUCGGCGGAGUAUGCGGAGAGGUAUUCGGAUUUGGUGAUGGGUAGAUGGGCUGAGUUUUGGUUGAGCGGCGAGGCUUCAAAAUAUGAGGACGAAGCCGAUGAGGAGAACUUUGCCAACGAAGAUACGAGCGAAGAGGAAUCUGAUGAAGAUAAAGGAGGAUCAAGCAAAGCUGCUUCAUCUAAGGCCUCCCUUGUGAAGAGACAUCAUCCCAGAGAACGCAUCGAGAAGGAUCGCCGAGGUCGAACAACCAUCGAACUCCGUCUCUCAGACUACACCGAGACCCCUCCUCACCCCCAACAGUUGCGGCAGCUCUUCUUUUGCCAACCACCCAUAUACACCCUAGAGAUCGUCCAACAGCUCAGCAGACGUGGCAACUCCACCCUCGAAUUCCGCACUACCAUCCACCGUCCCAACGGUAUCACAAUGGGCUUCCUCUACGACGCAGUAAAAUACUGGCAUGAAGUCGAGUGCAGCUCAGUCCAACUACUCUGGGAUAGGAAGACCGGAGAUCUGGUGGACAAAUGGAAUUACUAUGUUGAUGGGGGAAGUUUUAAGAGCGAGGAUAGGGAUGGGGCUGGGGAUGGAAAAGAUACGCCGUGUGUAACGAUUGCGGGAAAGACGAGUGUGGGGUGUGGACAGUAUGGAGGGCUCACGUAUGCGAGUUACUCGUCUCCAAUUGGUAAUGGUAUUGUGAGGAAGUCGAGGAGGAGGUUUAUUAGGAGUGGUGAUGAGAUGGUGGGGUUUGAGAUGUCGGAGCCGAAGGUUAUUAGUUCUAGUUUGGGCUUUCUUUUGGCUGCGAUGGAGGAGGAAGAUCGAGAUGAGGCCGAGUAG
Cadophora gregata is the source of this 1170-nucleotide messenger RNA. RefSeq lists its product as uncharacterized. Bases 1 to 1170 code for a protein of 389 amino acids. Gene Ontology annotation, molecular function: protein binding. Lineage: Eukaryota; Fungi; Ascomycota; Leotiomycetes; Helotiales; Ploettnerulaceae. The record is from RefSeq and is a predicted model, not a curated record. The transcript has a single exon.